AUGGAAGUACCAGGCUCAUCUUCCACCAUCUCUGAGGAGCAGCCUCGGAAGCAAGAGGGGCUGAGCGACACUAGAACAGACUCAGUCAAGCAGAGUCUCAUCUCAUCUGAGGAAUGGCUUCAGCUGCAUGGGCUUAAGAGCAACAAAUUGACCUUGAAACAGAUUUUAUCGCAGAUUGGAUUCCCACAUUGUGAAGAUUAUGUGGUGUCUCUGGGGAGACUUGUGGCUUCCCGGUACGCAAACGGCCUGUUUCCACGGAUCUACACGACCGAAGAUGGCAGAGUGUACAAUCUGACAGCCAAAUCAGAACUAAUCUCUCAGUAUAUGGAACAUUUAACACAAGCUGUGGAGAGCUACAAGCAGCGGAUGGACUGGCUCACCAGCAACAGCCGGCAGAUCUUUGGUGUCAUCUUGGAGCAGUGCAUCACCAUAGUGCUGGAUUUUGGUGGCAUGCUGGAGGAGGAGCUUAAUCUGUGCCGAGAUGCUCUAACCAUGGUCCUCCAGGAGCAAGUGGCUCACAUAGCCAAGUUCAAUGUCAUAUGGGUUUCUCAAGAGCCUGUGAAAUGGCAGGAAAACGCUGUUCCUGUGACAGCACCAUCCAUAGCUGCCGCCAUCAGCUGGGUUGAGAAGUUGCCUUUUGAGCUGGCUUCAAGCCACACCAGCCACCUGGAAGCUCUGCUGGAGGCGGGAAAGGAUGAAGUGAUUGAAUCCAUUUACUACUUCGUGGUGGGAGACGUUCCCGAGGAACCCAAGGAGCUUCUCCUUCAGCACGCUUUGGAGAUCCCCUGUCCUGUCUGCACGGUGUCCUUCAAUGCCAGAGGACAGGGCACCAUAGCCUUCCUGAAGGACUUGAGUGCCAAGACCUUCGGCAGAUUCCAUGCAUUUGCAGAGAGAACAGAAUGUGUAGAAUUUCCUGCCUUUCCCAUUAAGGAUGGUGACAGUGUGAUUACUUGGAAUUCAAGGAAACUGAAAGGAAAACUCCCUCCAGGAGCAGGGGUCAGAGAAGAUGUGUUUCUCAUCUGGAGGGAGAUGGAGGAAGCUGGCAGCACAUUGGCCCAGAUGCGGAGGCUGGUGGCCGAGACUCCCAAGACCAGUGUGGCCACAACAGACCAUGGAGCACAUGAGUCAAAUCCAGAGGACACCUGGGACUCAGAGAAGUGGCUUCAGAAAUAUGGUUUGAAAGCCCAGAAGCUAUCGUUUUACGAUGUCAUUGCUGACUGCUCCUUCCGCCACGCUGAUGGAGUUGUUGAUAUAAAAUCCAAACCAGGGAAUGAGUCAGUGCAGACCAGUGCGGAGACCAACAGGAAGACAGUCCAUGCGAAAUACUGUGGCAGAUUCGUCCACGCUCCCUGGAAGGAUGGGAGCUUGGUCCACGUCUGCAUCACCAAGGAGAAGUACACGUGGUUCAGUGAAAGAGUUCACGCAGUCCUGGCCCAGAUCCAGAGGAGGAUUAAAUGGUUACAGGAUGGGAGUCGAGGCCUCUUUGGAAAAGUACCUAGUGAUUGUGUCUACAUCCUCAUCGACACGUCUCACUCAAUGACAGGGAAACUGGACCUGGUGAAGAACAAGGUCAUCCAGCUCAUACAGGAACAGUUGAAACAUAAAAAGAAAUUCAAUUUUGUGCAGUUUGAUGCUCAAGCCAGUGCUUGGCAGGAAAAACUUGUUGAAAUCAAUGAGGAUAAUCUGAAAGGGGCCCAGGCCUGGAUUAGAGACAUUAAGAUUGGAAGUUCCACAAACACCCUGAGUGCCCUGCAAAUUGCUUUUGCUGAUGAAGAAACACAAGUAAUCUACCUUUUGACAGAUGGGAGACCUGAUCAGUCACCUGAAAUGGUUAUGGACCAGGUCAAAGUUUUUCAGAAAAUUCCUAUUUACACCAUCUCCUUCUGUUACAAUGAUGAGAUUGCAGAUGGAUUUUUGAAAGACCUUGCUUCUUUGACUGGAGGAGAGUUUCAUUCUUAUAAUUUUGGCUGGAAGGAUCCCUGUACUCCAGAGGCUGUUCAGAAUGAAGAUCUGACUCUUUUAAUUAAGGAAAUGGAGCAAGGACGCAGUGAUCUAGAGAAGGUGCAAGGCCUUUACUCAGAGUCAUUGGUCAUGGACUGGUGGUACAAUGCAGAAAAAGAUAGAGACAAGCAUCAAAAGGAAAUUUGUUCCAUGGUUUCAACCCCAGAAAAAUGUGCAAAACCUCAUGCUGAUGUCAAAUCAUCACGAAUGCCAAAAAUACCAGAGGACCCAUCAAGUCAAAAGAUUCAGAGAAAGAAAGUGCUCCACGCAGAACCAACCAAAACCAGCCUGCUCAGAAGCCAGCUGACCACCCUCAAGAGCUCAGCCUGCAGUGAGAGGAAGGACAGGCUUUCCAGUUCUAGCAGCUGGAACAUGCCAAGUGACAGGGAAAUGGGCAUCCUGCUGACAAAUGAGUUUCCAGAUGACAAGUCAUUAGAAAGAUUGACUCAAGAAGGAAGCCAAGUUUAUGACCAAGAUUCUGCAGAAAUGUCUUCAGCAACCUGGCUCAAGAUCCACGGCUUGGCGGCCAAGAAGCUCACCAUCAUGGAUGCUUUGUCCAUGGCUGCCAUUCCUCAUAGCUCCACCUACGUCCCUGUUCUGGACAAGCACGUUGUUUCCAAAGUCUUUGAUGAGGUGUUCCCUCUGGCACAUGUGUGCAGUGACACAAAUAAGAUGACUUUAAUUAACCCCCAAGGAGUGAAGCUCAAUAUCUACAAGCAGAAAGUGGAACAGGCAAUUAAGUCCUAUGAAAAGCGCUUGAAUAAAAUUGUUUGGCGAGCAUUAUCUCCAGAGGAAAAAAAAAAGUUAGAUGCAAACAAACCAAUGCGGUACUUAGAAAACAAGGCAGCUUUGAAUGAGGCAUUAGAAAGGUUGAAUUGGCCCAUUUCACUGAAGGAGCUGUCCAUGCUGGAGAAUGAAAUCCUAGCUGGGAAAAUGUACGUGCAGCAGGCCAUGGAGCUCCAAGAGGCUGUCAAGAAGGAGAAUUAUGUAAGCAAAGCACUCAAAGAGAUGCGUACCAUGCAACAGAAAAUUCAAGGAACUCCAACAAAGAAAAACAAAUCAAAAAAAUUGGAUCCACUCAGAGGCCAGAAGGUUAUUGCAAGAUGUGAUGAAAAUGGCUUUUAUUUUCCAGGUGUUGUGAAGAAGUGUGUGAGCCCCACCCAUGCACUUGUGGGCUUCAGGUAUGGAGACACCAAGGUUGUGCCCAUCUCGUUCAUCACGCCGGUGGGGGGCGCCAUGCCCUGCCCACUGCUCCAGGUUGGAGAUUAUGUGUUUGCCAAAAUUGUGAUCCCCAAAGGAUUUGACUUCUAUGUCCCCGCCAUUGUUAUUGCACUUCCAAAUCAAGAUAUGGCUGACAAUAAAUUCUACACAGUUUUAAAGUGUAACAACCGGAGAGAAUUUUGCCCUCGGAGUGCACUCAUUAAGAUCAGCCAAAACAAAUAUGCUCUCUCUUGCUCUCAUAUUAACUCACCCCCAAUUCAGGAGGAUUCAAAAGUGGAAGAUAUGGACACAAAGAACUCUUCUCUCCUAGUAUGGCCAAUCAAAGAAGUUAACACAGGGGAUUUACAAGCUACAAAACAGGAGAACCCCAGAAGGAAGAAAAAGAAAGCCAGCAAGAGGCUACCUCUCCAGGAGGUGGUCUCCUCAGACUCAGAUGACUCUUCCUGUGGCAACAGGUCCCGAGAUUCCCACCCUAAGAGACACCCAAAGCCCAAGCUGGGAGGGGGACAUCAUGUCUCCCAGGAACACCCUGAAGUCUCUCUCAAGGAUAGUGCAUGUGAGCUCACACCCCAGUUUCCAGGUCAGUUUAGGCCCUCAAACACCCUUAAGUAA
Budorcas taxicolor (takin) is the source of this 3834-nucleotide messenger RNA. It is a transcript of the gene VWA3B, whose product is annotated as von Willebrand factor A domain containing 3B. The coding region runs from base 1 to 3834 and encodes 1277 amino acids. Lineage: Eukaryota; Metazoa; Chordata; Mammalia; Artiodactyla; Bovidae. The record is from RefSeq and is a predicted model, not a curated record. The transcript is spliced from 26 exons.